CAUUGACUACAGUUUCGCCGGCACGGUUGAUUGUCGUUAUGAACCAGCACAAAAAACAAAGCUGCAAAUUAUGCCCCAGUGGCGGUACCACGAUCAAAGUAUUCCUUGAAAAAAUCAUAUCACAUUAGCCGAGCCAGCUGGCGGAAGCAUAUGCAUAAAGGUUACUAGGUUACUAUUUUCAACGACAACUGUUUAUUUAUUAUACUGCUUCAAAUACCUUCGACGAAAUCAAAUGUAACCAUACCAACUGUAAAUUACGAGCCACCUGUUAACUCUAUCAUCUUGGUAUGGAAUUAAUUUAACAGCAGUAUCAUUAUCCUAUUCGAAUUCAGUGGGCACAACUUUCCAAUUUGAAUCCUUUCGCUACUCAUCCGUUUUCAUCUGUCACCUUUCAAAGUGCCAUAUAAAUAAAACACAGCUGAGUUCGAUGCCUUUGGUUUGACAAACACAUGUACAUUUGCCGGUUGUUAAUUGUUUUGUUCAAAAGUGGUUGCAAAAAGUUAGCAAAAUUUCAUCAUGAUAAAACGCCCUUCUAGUAAGGAUAGCGAGGAUGAUAUACUCCGUAUGCAACAGGAUUUUUUCGCUGAGUCGAACCGUGAUGCAAAUUUCCAACCUGCGGCCAAAGUUGUUCGCGUUCGGGAAGAAGGUGACGAUGGACAAUCGUCAACUGUGAAACCAAACAAACAGUCGGAAUUUUCCCGGCAACGCAAACUUAGAAGAUCCUCACCGAAUAAAGAGCAAAAUCAGUGUAUUACAAAGCACGCCGUUAUAGGAGAUGUUAUCGAAAAAAGACCUGACAAAUCGAAUUUCAAAGCUUCAUACAAAGAAAUCAAUUUCACCGAAGGAGCAUUUCCGAAACUUAUUCCAAUUAGGGUGCUUCCGGGAGGAAGUGGCAAGCAUACUAGCUUGUUUGCACAAAUGUUAAACGCAGAUGGUCAACAUGAGCAGAAGCACCAAGAGGCUAAAUUUUGGCUGCCUUCGAAGAGUGUGAUCCUUGAAGGUGUUGAUGCUCAUCAGAUUCACGAGGAAAAUGUCCAGAAAUUACAGCAAAUGAGCGAGGAAGAAAUUCUCAAUGAACGAGAACAGCUGAUUGGUUCGUUGGACCCGAAAUUGGUGGAUUUUCUAAAAUUGAGAAAAAAUGAUUCUAAGGGCAAAUGCUCAAAACCAUCGCACCAACCAAUUCAAGAGGUGGACGAGCUGAAACCGGAAACUCCUGAUUUGGAAAUUCUAGGGCAAGAAGGGUCGGACCAAUGGGUCAACUUUGAUGUUUUGGAACCGGAGAAACUUGAAUGGACUAAAAAUAUUCAGAAGAACAUAAAGGAAUUGGCUCCAGGUGAAACAUUCGAAGCAAGGUUCGAUUGGAAAGGUGUUCUUCAGCCGUACAUUAUUAAGGAGAAGGACGACAAGGCGGAUGAUCGUGAGUUGUAUUUGCACGGAGAAGAUGAACAUCGUCCAGGUUACACGCUGCAGGAACUCUUCCGACUAGGGAGGGCUAAUGUUUUGCAACAAAGAAUUUCGGCUUUAAAUGCAAUCGGUGGAAUACUGAAUAUUUUCAAUCAAGGGUUCUACGAUGGUGUUCUAGAGCUGCCGAUUUCGAAAAUAUUUUUCUUUUUGAGAUUUGCGCUGGAUGAAAACACUCCGGCGGUUGUUGAGGCAGCUUCUCGCGCAUUGGCUUAUAUGUUCUAUAAUGACACAGAUGAAACAUUGCUGGAUACAAUAUAUGAUACAAAACGUGGGAUUUUCCAACCAGAGCUUAGUUUGAAUGUUACACACAGUCGUGCCGAGGAGAAGGAAGAACGGCAGAAAGACCUGGAGAACAAGUUUAAUUCGCUCAAAUUGACUGACCGUAAGGCUCGGAAUAAGAAUUCGAAGAAGGUUAGUUUUGAAACAACUGUCGAUGACGAUCCGGAUGACGUGUACAACAGGGAAUCGAUGAACGAUUUUCACUUGGCCGAAACCGAUCUGCUGGAGUGUUUGUUGCGUACGAAUAUUCUUGAAAGAAUCAGAUACAUUUUGUUCACGAUGAGACCAGAAGGAUCGACAGCAAUCAGUUGUAUGAAAUUGUUGAUUAGAUUGGCCCGAACAAACAAAUCGCUGGCAGUGAAAAUUGCCUCCAACGAAGAGCUGAUGGAAGGACUGGUGAAAUCUUAUCUAAGCGGUAGUGAUGGACCGAGCCAAUACGAACCGCAGCAUUUGGUGAUAAAAUUGUUGAGAGUGUUGUGUUCAUAUGCAAACGACUUCUAUGGACGUUUCCUGCAUCGGUACCACGUGGUUAUUCUGUUGAAACGUUACUUGUUUUCCAGAAGGGAUAUCAAUGUCGGCUUCAUACAGAUACAAGUUGAAACAUUUCGAUUUUUGCGACUAAAUCUCAUGUGCUCCCGAGAUGACGAUCUAUAUCGCGAACUAUUGCCAGCGCUUUUCUAUUUGCUGGAAUGGCACUACCAGCAUCUGGUCCUGGAGGAGAGUGGACCGUUUAUCAUACGUCAGCACUGUGCGGCCUUGUUAACACUAAUUGGCUACGAGCAUCUUGAGGCUUCGGCUGAAGUUGCAGCUUCGGCAUCACCCAACGUUACUGUGUUCACCCCGCAGAACUGUGACCGACUGUUUGCCUGCUUCUGCAAAUGGUUUAACGCGGCUGCCAAGUACGGUGUUAAUGAGUUUUCGCAGAAAUUGCUGCUCAGUGCAUGCCUCGGUGUGGCUGCCAUAAUGCGACCGGUGGCUAUGAGUUACUACCUGAACUUCGUUGAUAGCUAUCUGGUGGCAUUUCUUCGGAGCGCUAAAUUCAAUGAGCUUACGAGACAGCUUUGCAACUCACCUCUGUUCAAACCCAUGAUAGAGGACAGAAGUGGGAAAAUCGACUCUCUGCCAAAUCUAGGUUCAAUUCUGGUCGACGAACAGCAUACGGGAGCACCAACGCUUAUCUUCGUAAAAUCCUAUCCCAUCUUCCUGCUGCAUGCUAUACUCGACUUUGCGCUGAUGCAUGCCAAUCUCAACCCUAGACCGCUGGAGUUACUCAUUGGUAACACGUUUCAUUUCAAUUAUCUAACCAAACUGGCAGACACGGUUACGGUGCAGCAGUGUGAAAACUCAGAAUCAAUCAUAGCACCCGCCAAAUCGAUGAAUUGGUUCCUGAAGGCCGAAGUUCAUUACAUUGUUGACUUACUAACCGUGCUCGUGGGACGUCAGCGCAGUCACACCGACGUAUGCGAAGAUCGUAAUGCGGAUGGUGAGUUUGUUGAACACGAUUCGAUUGGUAAAAGGUGCAUUGAUGUGCACUUGCUGUUGGCUGUGGCGUUCAAAGCAACGCAAUAUCUCAGCGAGGAAUUGUAUCCUGCGCUUGUCAAACUCUUCGACGAUGUGUUUUUUGUGCGAGAAUUUUAUGCUGAGCAGAUUGAAACUGUUACCGCCGAGGAGAUGCAGCGGUGGAAGUUCAACUACAAAGUGAAACUCAAAUCACUCGUAAAAAAUGAGGAAAAUUCAAACAGCUGUCACAAUAGUUUCACUGUUCUCGCGUGGCGUACUCCUCUGUUAGAAACAUCGUGGCCGUAUUCACUGCUCUAUCUCCUUCUGGGGGGUAUUGAACAAGGUUCAGCACGGCUGGAAUAUUUUUCCGAAGAGCAGAUAAUUAAAACAUCGCUAUCGUUCGCCGAACUCGUGGAAGCAAAUGCUAUCUGUCUGGUGACACGAACGCAAAAACUGAUGUACUUAAUGACAGCUUUCCUAGGUCCGGGUUCAAUGUUUCUUGAGCCUUCCAUUUCCACCCUCAUUACGCGUCGCAUCGAUGAGUUGAAAAACGAGAUGACUCAGUGUGGAGCAAUGUUUGAUUUCGAGGCCAAACUAGAGGGGAAGAAAAGCUAUCAAGGAUUAUAUCAGCUAGUGCUGGACACUUUCCAGAGCUCAAGCUACGGCCACGUACCCUUCAGUGCACUGGUGAUGGUUCCUCUCGCUCAGAAAUAUAGCAUUCAGUGGCGAAACAUCGUGUGGUCGGAAUACGUUGCUGUCCUGAGAUUUAUCACUUGCACCGAGCAACAGCUUUUUGGUCCAUUCGAGGAAUAUAUACAACCAGCGGAAACCGACGCAACGCUGAUAAAGUAUUACAGUCAAGCAUUAAAUUCAAACCUACUUCGCCAGGGGUCGAUUCCCGCGCGAAUAGCUGCCCAUCAUUUGCAAGCAUUCCGUGAGACAAAGGAUGGGGUAAAACGUGAUAAUACUAACGAUAAAUAAACCGAAAGCUGCACAACAAUCAGUUUAUAUCCUUUUGC
Messenger RNA from Toxorhynchites rutilus septentrionalis, 4262 nucleotides. Its product is annotated as RNA polymerase II-associated protein 1. Gene Ontology annotation, biological process: transcription by RNA polymerase II. Gene Ontology annotation, cellular component: nucleus. Bases 517 to 4224 code for a protein of 1235 amino acids. NCBI's taxonomy places the organism in Eukaryota, Metazoa, Arthropoda, Insecta, Diptera, Culicidae. The record is from RefSeq and is a predicted model, not a curated record. The transcript has 9 exons.